Hemibagrus wyckioides is the source of this 7693-nucleotide messenger RNA. RefSeq names its product SATB homeobox 2 (gene satb2). The transcript is spliced from 13 exons. NCBI's taxonomy places the organism in Eukaryota, Metazoa, Chordata, Actinopteri, Siluriformes, Bagridae. Gene Ontology annotation, biological process: chromatin remodeling; regulation of transcription by RNA polymerase II. Gene Ontology annotation, molecular function: DNA-binding transcription factor activity, RNA polymerase II-specific; RNA polymerase II cis-regulatory region sequence-specific DNA binding. The coding region runs from base 801 to 3404 and encodes 867 amino acids. The record is from RefSeq and is a predicted model, not a curated record.
UGGAUGGGAUUAAUAAACUGGAUCUGACCCCCUCUCCCUCCCACUCUCUCUCUCUCUCUCUCUCUCACACACACACACACACACACACACACUCCCUCCCGCGCACUCUGUCAGUCAGCGCGCUGCUGGCACGGGAGAGAUUGAAAGUGACACACACUCACACGCGGCCGACCUCGAUCUUUUUUGUCGAAGAAGAGACUUCUGCUGUGAUAAGUCGCUUCUGGGUAGCAACCGCAGGUCCAUAUCUUCUUCCUUUCCUUUCGUUUUCCCGCACGUUAGAAAGACUUUAUCGGUUUGUAACGCGCGCGCGGUUUGUCUUCUCGCACUGCGCUUGCGAAUUGGUCACUCGAGCUCGCGGCUGACAAAAAGAGACUGCACUUCCGUUACGGGGAACUUGUGCCGCUUUGCUGCUCGGAUCUCCUUCCCUGUCUCUAUAUUUCUCUCUCUCUCUCUCUCUCUCUCUCCACACACACGCACACCCUCUCUCUAUCUCACUCUCUCUCUUUAACUGUGCUCUGUCUCCAGUCAUCCCUACCGCCUCCUUGCUUUAGACGCUGGCUUCCAGUCCCGCGCUCACACACAGCCCAAGUGUCAAACCGCCGAUAUCACCGAGCCGAUUUCAGCCCACCGAUAUUUCCAACAAGCCGAUUCCAGCCAGCCGCGAAGCAGCAAGAAGCCCAGCCCUGGAUUCACUACUUUUACUCAAUGGACAGAGCCCUCUCAACGGCCAGCCACGAUACCAACACGCCGUGAGCAGUCCAUACUCCCUGGCUGGUGUUCCCCCUGCAGUGUGGAGGGGGAUGGAGCGUGGAGGAGGAGAGAGCCCACGUUUGCGGGAGAGCCCAGAGCGGCGCACUGCUACCAGCCCCGAUCUGAGUGGCCCCCCUCCAGGGAAGAUAAGCCGUCUAGAGCUGAAUGGCAGUCCUACCGGGCCACGCAGUCGCCACAAUGGAGCUCCACAGAGAGCCCUGGGAGGUCUGAUGAUUCCUGUGUUCUGCGUCGUCGAGCAGGUGGAUGGAGGGAUGGUGGUGGAGGGGGAGGGCAGAGAGGAGCAUGCAGAGUUUGUUCUGGUCAGGAAGGACAUUCUCUUCACUCAGCUGGUGGAGACGGCACUGCUUGCCCUCGGCUACUCACACAGCUCAGCAGCCCAGGCACAGGGCAUCAUUAAGGUGGGUCGUUGGAACCCGUUGCCUAUCCACUGCCUGACGGACGCUCCCGAAGCCACAGUGGCUGACAUGCUGCUGGACGUCUACCACAUGGUUACACUCCGCAUUCAGCUGCAGAGCUUUGCCAAACUGGAGGACCUCCCCUCAGAGCAGUGGAAUCAUGCAACAGUGCGCAAUGCACUUAAAGAGCUGCUGAAAGAGAUGAACCAGAGCACACUGGCUAAAGAAUGCCCACUCUCCCAGAGUAUGAUCUCCUCCAUCGUGAACAGUUCCUACUAUGCGAAUGUGUCCACUGCUAAGUGUCAAGAGUUUGGCCGCUGGUAUAAGAAGUAUAAGAAGAUUAAAGGUGAUUACUUUGAGAAGAUGUGGCCAGUACGAGAGAAUUCUGAAAUUAAAGUGGAGAGGGACACCUUGGUGGACUUCUGUGUGUUAGGACAGCGUCCUCCCACUCACCUAGCUGGCCUGGCUCAGUUAGGACCUUUGGGAACUGGUAGUUCUCUUGUGAAAAGUGGAUCUGGAGAACCUCAGACACCUCAAUCACAGCCCCCAUCCCAAGGACAGCCACAGCCACCCUCAUCUCAUAGCGGCCAGCUCCACCACAGUCCACCACUACGAUCACAGGUGGCUCCUCCCACAGCCCUUCAGCCUCUUCUGGGCCCAAGAGGCCUUCUGUCACCUCAGCUCAGCCCACAGUUAGUGCAGCAGCAGAUAGCUAUGGCUCACCUCAUCAACCAGCAGCUGGCAGUCAGUCGCCUAUUAGCCCACCAGCACCCACAAGCCCUCAACCAACAGUUCCUUAACCACCCACCGAUCCCAAGGCCCAGCAAGUCUGGAGGCCCUGGAGAGCCAGGAUCAAAUCCUUCAGCGGCUGAGGUCUCAUCAGACAUCUAUCAACAGGUCCGCGAUGAACUCAAGAGAGCCAGCGUAUCUCAAGCUGUGUUUGCCAGAGUGGCAUUCAACCGCACACAGGGUCUGUUGUCAGAGAUUUUGCGGAAAGAGGAAGACCCUCGCACAGCCUCCCAAUCUCUUCUGGUCAACCUCAAGGCCAUGCAGAAUUUCCUCAACCUUCCUGAGGCUGAGCGAGACAGGAUUUACCAGGAGGAGCGCGAACGCAGCAUGAAUCCUCCUGUAGGUCUGCCCCCAAACUCAAACUCCAGUCCUGGGGGUAACCGCCUAUCUCAGAAAGUCUGGGAGCGCAACAUAGAUGAACAGUUAACCCCUGAUGCCUGGGCAUCUAUUUGGAAAAAUAAGAACAAAAUUACCAACUCGUGUAAGCCCUCUGGUCCGAAUACUGACCUUCCCCUGAAACUGGAACCACUGGUGAACAUCACAUCGUCCAUUUAUGACGAGAUCCAGCAGGAGAUGAAGCGAGCCAAGGUGUCUCAGGCUCUGUUUGCCAAGGUGGCAGCCAACAAGAGCCAAGGUUGGCUAUGUGAGUUGCUCCGUUGGAAGGAGAGUCCAAGCCCAGAGAACCGCACACUGUGGGAAAACCUGUGUACAAUCCGCCGUUUCCUCACCCUCCCCCAAACAGACCGUGACCUGGUAUAUGAGGAGGAGUCACGCCACCACCACAGUGAACGUCUGCACACUGUCCUCCAUCUGCCCUCUGACCCUCAGGUUCUCCAUAGACAACCUGUGCCACCAUUAAAGGACCACUCUCCCAUGCGUGAGGACUCAAUGCCCAACUCUGGAAUGGAGGACAACCCUCAGGCCAGUGCUGGUAGUGGCAACACUGGAGGAAGUAGUAGUGUUGUUAAAAAACCCCGAUCCCGCACCAAGAUCUCACUGGAAGCCCUGGGCAUCCUGCAAAGUUUCAUCCAAGAUGUGGGCCUCUACCCUGACCAGGAAGCCAUCCACACCCUCUCAGCCCAGUUGGACCUGCCCAAGCACACCAUUGUCAAGUUCUUCCAGAACCAGCGCUACCAUGUGAAGCACCAUGGCCGACUGAAGGAGCUGGGAGCUGAGGGCAGUGGAGUUGAUGUUGCUGAGUAUCGAGAUGAGGAGCUGCUUUCUGGCUCAGAGGAUGCAGAGUCCAGUGAAGAUGGCCAUGAGGAAAUCUACAGUGGACAAGAAGGUGCCUCGGCAGGAGCAGCCGCUUCUUCUUCAACACCCUCUUCCACCUCAGGCCAAGAAGACAGCAAAGACAAGGCUUUAUCUCUAGGGUCAGUCCGGCCAAGCUCCCUUCCUUCCUCCAGUUCAUCCCCCAGCCCACGAGACCAGGCCGAGUAUCAGAGAUAAAGCAUUCUGACCUGGGAAAAAAGGGGCAUUUUGGGAAGAGGAUAGUGGAGGAACAAAUGGGACAGUAAAAGCAGACUAAAAGAAUCCGGCACAGGGUCAAAUGAAGAUUGAAUAAAAAAAGGACAAGAGUAUGUUUGAAAAUUGAUAAUAGAAACAAAAUGUGUUACGAGAAAAAUAGCUAAGAUAAAGGAUUAGUAGUUCUAGCAAAAGAUCAUUUGGCACCAGAUACUGUAAGUUCUGUCGAUGUGAUGAAGGAAAACUUAGGUUAGUGGCCCAAAAUUGUUGUUUUUAUGUUUAAAAAAGGUGCCUGAUAUCUGAUGACACUGAAAGUGGAUUUCUUAUCUUAAACUGACAUGUGGUCACUUUUACUCAUGGUUUCACAAAUUAAGAUGCGAGUAAGUCAUAGUAGGAAAAUGCUAAACCAGUGAUGUUUCUCCCCAAAUCUCUAACACAUUAAUUAAAGAACUUACUCCUUAAUUCCUAACCUACAAUCCAGGGGAUCAUUAGAAACCAUUGUCCCCUUCCCACCUCUAUGGCAAGCUGAGUAAUAACAGUGAUUGAGCUUUAGAUACGUCUUAGAUGAGCCAUGAACAUCUACAGGAACACUCGUGUCUCAUCAAGAAGCCUGGUGGGUGUCUGCGGCUUCUCUCUUCUUCCUCCCAUCUGUGAUGGGGAAUACUUUAUGUCUCCAAGAGGUGGCUAUGUUUGGCCAUUUAAGUGGUUGAAUGGAUGGGUGGGUGGGUUAGAGGUAGUGAUGAGGGCUGUGGUGUAUACAUCAGCCUUGCUCACUGAUUCCAUUGUAAAUACAUGUGGUCUACUGAAAUGUCCAGAGUUAGCUUUUCCUCCCCUUUGAAGAUAGAGCCAUGUCUCCCACAAACAACCACAUCAUUCCAUAUAGUCCAGUGUGGUGGGACAAACCACCAGCCUGGUACCCAUGCACCCAUGCAUGGACUUCCCUCAACACCUCUGUCAGUCUAAAUUUAGUGAAUGGUCGUUUCAUAUAAAUACAUGUACACGAGACAUCUUGUCACUAUGCCUCUUUGUACUCUCUUUGCACUUAAAAAUGGCUAGUAAAUAUCAAGGAUAAAAGAAAAUAUGUAGGCGUCUAUUAACUGCUAAAGACAAUUUAGUGACAGACGAGAGUGCAGUCUGACUGCCUUGUCCUGCUUUUGGCCAAGUUGAGGAGAGUAAAGUAUGUGUCCAACAACAGUCAACAAUCAGUCAUUUAACGUGUGGGACUACAUCCCUUCUUCUCAUCCUUUCUGUCCUGUGACUCUUUCUCUUACUGGCACACAAAGUGUACCAAUUUCAAACCACCUACCCCACACUCCACAUCUCUAUUUAUUGCUAUCUAUAUCCACAUUUAUUAUUAUUGUUGUUGUUAUUAUUGUUAUUAUGGUUGUUCUUUCUGUCAUUGAUGUUAUUUUUGGUUGGGUUUUUUUCAUGGUCUAAUAUCAGCUUUUGCCUCAAAGCUGUUGUUUUGGUAAUGAGAGACUUUAUGAAAGAGGAGAACACUGCCAAAACAGUGAGAAUUAGAAGCAGUUACUGAAGAAAUUGAGUGAACCCUGUGAUAUUGUGUACUACCAUUUCAAUCUACACUCCACACUUUUUCCAAAGAAAACGGCAGUAGGUGAGUCGAACCCAAAAAUAAGACAAAGCAUAUGAAAAUAUACUUUUUUAAAAGAAAUAUUGACAAUCCAUUUAUUGAGCCAGUUAAAACUCUGUAUCCUUAAUGGAAACGUGUUAACAUGUCACAUCUCGGGAAAUGGACUUGUGUACAAAGCAACACGGCUCCUCUGUGGCAAAGCCUCUGUGGAUACUAUAGCAAAACUUGGAUCCAGGGUCCUGAUUUGCUUUUGAGAAUCAGCUGCUACCUGCUCAUUUCUGGAUACCAGAGUAAUCGUCAUUGUUAACCUUACACUGACCUUUAAACUGUUUUGUUUUUGUUUUUGUUUGUUUUGUUUUUUUUGUUCAUAAGGUGAUGUUUAUGUAGAUGUUUUAUCUAUUACAAAUGACAGCCUUUUCUUUAUAUGUCUUCGAUGUGCAAAUCCUAACAAAUGUCUCCACUGCAAACCGUUCACUUGCAUUAGCAUAACAUCAGAACGGUUUUGUUCUUUGAGUUAUCACCAAAAUGCAGAUCAUGAAUUUAAAUCAACUUAAAAAUAUUAAACACUACAGUAUAUUUUGUUCUCAAUUGCUUAUGCAUUAUGGCUCAUUGCUUUUUAGAGAUCUACUCUAGGUCCCUGGGUAUGCAGUGAGCUAGCUAUGCAGUGUGACAAUGUCUGGCUUAUGUUUCUUAGUACUAUUCAAUUAGAGGCCUACUGAGGCCAGGGAUGUUUAAUAAGACACAUGCAGGAGUGACAAUAAUUCAGAUGGAAGUAUUGGGGCACACUGCGCAGCCAUGCCAUACCUCAGGGAGCCUGCAAUCAUUUCACACUGAGAAAAAAUGUGACGCAAAGAGGAUACAGUAUAAAGUGUGGUGAUUUAGGUGAUUUAGACCACUGCUGUCCUUUUUGUUUACUUCACAGUGUGUAUCUCCUAGUCAGUGAUAUUUAACCACUAACCAACACACACAUACACACACAAACACACAACUUAAUAAGAGUUUCCUUUUGAUGGUUUUGACUUGGUAUUAUAUGCUGGUGAAACUGUGUAAAAGAGUUUAGAGCCAUUUAUUGAGCCUUUGUUUCAGAACAGGGCUGUUCUCACUAAUCCUAGUUUAAAUUCAUCUUAUGAUUUCAAUACAGCCCAACAUGCAGUGAUCACUCAAAUGAAAUGUAAAAGUUCAGUAAGUAAGACACUCAAAUCUAAGCUGCAUGCUGGGUUAUUUCUUUGCUGCUGGCCGACACAAUAACUUACAUUGGUUUCUCAGCAUUAUUCUUUGUUGCCCAAAUCACUGUAGAAAAAAAUCUUUUUAUAGCUUGCAUUCCCUUUAAUGUGCAAAACACGUCCUGUCAAUAUGUUAUACUGAUUUUUCAUACUGUAUUAGAUUUUUAGUGAAAAGUUCUCCAUAUUCACAGUUUUAAAAGAAUUGCUAACAGUUGCUUGUUUGGUGACAUCUUGAGGCAUGUUAAUUUUCACAGCAGUCCUGGAAUGGUGAGAGGAAGACUUAUUUUGAAUCUGUUCCUUAAAAUGUCAGAUAUUUGCAGGCUCUGAUAAGGGUGUCUAAUAACAGAGUACUGAUUGUCAGGUGGAUCUAAACCUUAAUUAAGCUUGUCAAUCAGCUAUAACUGUAGGAGGCCAGAGCCCACCCCUACCAUUAUUAUCCCUCACCCUCUCGUGGCCCCGCCCCCUGCAGCGCCCAGAGAAGUCUGAAACAAGCAGCUUUGAUGAGUCCGUCUCUGCUCUGCUCCUAAAUUAUCCACAGUCCUGGUGAGACAAGCGUGUGCAUGCUAGACUGGUGUUUAACCUGCUGCAGGGGUGGCCUCCUACUCACUCAGUUCCUUCAUCACCUCCUCCUCCUCCCUGUCCUAUACAGAGUUUGUGCUAAGUGAGAAAACAAAGAGGAUUCGCAGAGUCCCUGAUGAGCGAUAGGUCAGGGUCACUCACCAAUUAUCCGUCUCUUCCGUGACAGGAGUGUCGUCUUUGCCUUUUCAAUUUCUAGCACUUUGUCUCAUUUUCUCCUCCACCAGGCAAGAGACAAUCGCUCUCACUCACGCUGUGCUUUCGGGGUUAAUUGGAAGUGAUCAUGUCCCCUUGUAGGGAAACAAGUGGUUCCUAGAUAGCAUAAACCCUCUUACCAUAGAGAAUUAUUUUAAAUAAUAGAACAAAACAGAAUGAGACAGAAAUAGGAAAGGACAGGAAUCAGUAAUAAAAAUUAAUCCAGUGAUAAAAUACAGAUCAAAGUUACAGAUAUCAUUAUCAGCCACACACACACACGUCACACAUAUGAAUUGUUGUAACCGUUCUUCUGUAAUGUAGCACUUAAAGAUUAAUUUCAUGCAACAAAUUUUUUACAUUCUGCUUUUUGACAUUUCUCCGACUAACAGAUAAAUUGCAGAAUAAAGUGGCUUUUUUUUACUCCUUUGUACUCUUUCAGUGCGCCUUACCUAAGCACAAGGCUCUGUCUGCUUGCUUUGGAGACAAACUGUUUAUCCUCAUUAACUACAAUGUGAAUCAGGUUUGCCACUCCAGGAUUGGUACUUUUCCUCAAUCAAAUGGAUCAUUCAUUAUCACUAAGUGAUAAUAAAUUAUGUGCAUUAUUUGGGCUCUUUGGCUUGUGUGUCUUAAUGUUUGGUUUUGUUUUCUUAAAUUGCUGUCAUUUAAAUAAAGUGCAUCAGUGGAUCAUU